This is a messenger RNA of Anthostomella pinea, 1569 nucleotides long. NCBI's taxonomy places the organism in Eukaryota, Fungi, Ascomycota, Sordariomycetes, Xylariales, Xylariaceae. The record is from the annotation of a GenBank genome assembly.
AUGGUGGAGAUGGUGAACGCGCCGGGUAAGAGUGGGGCGACGACUGACGUCUACCCACCUCCCGCUGCCCAUAUUCGACCGUCUUUUGCUUCACUCCCCAAAUCUGCAACGACACAAUCGCCCACCGAGGCCUCACUCAAGUCAGUCAAAUCAGUCGAGUCAAUAGCAGCAAACGGCGCCUUCCCACUCGGCUCGCUUCGGGUCAACGAUUUGAACCAGGACGACCAACCGGCUACACCACUCACCACACCAGCCAUACCAAACCAGACCAUGGAGGUCUCCAAGGCUAAACCUCCUCCUGCCUUGUUAAAGGGCGGCGAUGUCUUCAUUCUGGAUGACCUCCCUGCUAACUUCACCGUGGGCUGCGAUGCAAUGUCGUUUAACACGACGAAACCAUUCCCGGGCUUCAAAGACCUACCUCCUGGCGCACAUCUGAUCUGGGUCGCUCCGUCCGAGUCAACCUCGUCGAGAAGUGCGUAUUGGAUACAUACCCCAGAAAAAGACCCCGAGGAGCCCGGAGAGGUCUACGUCAAGCAGUGGGACAAGUUCAACGAAGUCCUGGGCGAUCCGGCGAGCCACGCCGAGGAGCGCUUCCAAAAAGAAAAGCUCGAGCAGAUCUUCGGGAGCCUCGCGCCCUACCAGUUUCGAGCGACUACUUCGGGCAAACUCCAAAUAGAAGCCCCAAGCCAGGAAGAUGACGCGCUGCCUACCUUCUUAAAUAACACGACCAUCUGGUUCCAGCUUACUUUUGCGAUAAGCCCAGGCCUUCUAAACAGGAUCACGAGCAAGGAUCAACGAACCUGGCCCGUCACGACCAUGGACGGCGUGUCGGGCGAAGUAUCCAUGGCUGAAGAAGCCAGACUCUACGCCAAAGGCACACCGCAAUUACGGUUCAUGUUUCCCAUGGACACCCACCUCAUAAACCCAGAAGCCGAGGGGCGGGAGCGGACGCGUCAAGCGCUGGAUCCCACAAACUGGAUCAUCGACAAGCUCGAGGGCGCUACCGCCGGCGGCCAUGCCGACGAUCUCGUCGGCGAGCUACAGUUCGGCUUCCUAACCGGCAUGCACCUCGGCAACUACUCGUGCCUCGAACAGUGGUGGUUCUUCGUCACCCGGCUCGUCUUCCGUUCUUAUAAUUUGGUCGUCGAGCGGCCGCAGCUGGCGCGCGACCUGAUCCAGACGUUCCACGCGCAGCUGCUCUACAACGACCGCUACAUGGACGGCGACGUGCUCGAGGACAUGCCGGCCAACGCGAAAAUGUUGCAGAAGGCCAUGGUGACGUACAAGGCGCGCCUGGACGAGAAGCUCCUCGCGCUCGGCGACCGCUGCACGCCCGACCAGCACUCCGCCGGCGUGGCCUUUUCGUCGCUCGAAGCCUGGCUGUGGCGGCUCGGCUGGGACCUCAGGGGCGAGUACGUCAGGUCGGGCAAUGUGAUGCUGGAGGAUGGCGAGAUAGUCCAGGCGGAGCUGUCGGAUUUCGAGGACGAGGACGAGAGGGGCGAGUUUGCGCCUGUGGUGGUGGAUCUGGAGGACGGGAGGGAGACGGGUCUGGUGUCGUGGGACAGGUGA